AUGGACGAACCCUGGCAAAUGAUGGGCGGCAACCUCGUCGUCAAAAACACGUUUUUGCACAUCACCACGUCGGACGGAGCCAGGAAAAGGGCUUCCUCCUAUCCACGAGGCAAGUGUGCGAUCCCUGCGAUGCCUAGUCCGGCCUUUUCAUCUGAGAUGUGCGGGCAGACGUCGAUGGUGCUGCGCAACAUUCCCAAGAAUUUCACUCGAAGCAUGUUGUGUGAUCUCCUGGAAGCACAUCGGUGCCUUGAGGAGGUGGAUUUCUUGUACCUCCCCAUUCGGCACAAGGAUGGCCGUUGCUUGGGGUACGCGUUCAUCAACUUCACCACGUCAGCAGCUGCCCUCGCGUUCCGCGGCUACUUCCACGACAUGCAUCUGCCAUGCUCGCUGGAGUCUUGCCCAAAUAAAACUGCGCUCCUUGCUGGCGCUGGGCCAGCUGUGGCUCUGGUUGCGCAUGCAAACACACAGAUGCGUAAUCUGGAGCAGCUCCUUGCCAAGUAUACCGACAGCCCCAUCUUACAUCCUCGUGUGCCGGACCGGUUGAAGCCGAUCCUUCUGGAGAAUGGAAGGCGGGUCCCCUUUGGGCAGGGUGCAACGACGUGGGGACAGGGCUUAGGGUUUAGGUCUUAG
Messenger RNA from Symbiodinium natans, 630 nucleotides. Lineage: Eukaryota; Dinophyceae; Suessiales; Symbiodiniaceae. The record is from the annotation of a GenBank genome assembly.